AUGUCUCCCAAAUUUCUCCAUUUCUCUCGCAAGAGCCGCCCUUCCAGGCAAGAACGUCUCGUUCUCACCUGCUCUCUCGCCCUCGCGACCCUCAUAGCAGCAUUCGCGCUGCUCGUCCCAUCAGCCGCCGCCGCGCUGAAGCUCGGCCCUUAUAUCGCGCCGGGCGCCACGGACAACCGCGGCCCGUGCCCGGCCUUCAACACCAUGGCGAACCACGGCGUCUUUCCGCGCGACGGCUCCGCCAUCAAGCGCAAGCGCAUCGUCAACGCCUUCCGCAAGUUCUACUCCUUCUCCCCGACCGUGACGAACGCGCUGAUCAACGGCGCCAUGUCGAAAGGCGUGGGGGAUAAAAAGGCGGGGACGAUCGACCUCGUGCAGCUCCGCGCGCACAACAAGAUCGAGCACGACGUCUCGUUGGUCCGCGACGACGCGUAUCUCGCCGUGGCGUUCGGUGAAGCAGCGGCACUCGCAGGGGUGUUCGGCGGAAGGCUGCGCUUUUACGCGGUUCCGAUUGACUACCUCAAGUCGUUUCUCCGUGAUCAACGGUAUCCGAAAGGCUUCAAGCCGCCGCUUAUUCCGCUGAGCUUCCCCGAGCUGCUCGCCGUCGCGGCGCGCAUCAAGGUCGCCGCGUUUUUCGCUUGA
This is a messenger RNA of Closterium sp. Naga37s-1, 642 nucleotides long. The record is from the annotation of a GenBank genome assembly. Lineage: Eukaryota; Viridiplantae; Streptophyta; Zygnematophyceae; Desmidiales; Closteriaceae.